GUUUAAAUAUGAGUAUUUAUAAUUUUAUUUAUAAUAUUGACCGACAUGAACUGGCACAAACCGGUAUGUGCAACCGGUUGAACCAUUCCACUAGCUAAACCGGCACACUGGCAUAAACCGGUUUGACAUCCUUGGUCAAGACUCUUGUGUCAUUGUGAUCAUAUAUGUUGAUGAUCUAAUCAUUGCUGGAAAUGGCACAGAACUGAUUACACAGACUAAGAAUCAUUUACAUAUGUCCUUUAAAAUCAAGGAUUUGGGUACUCUUAAGUACUUCCUUGGAGUUGAAAUUUCCCGAUCUGCUGAUGGCAUCUCUCUUUGUCAACGCAAGUUCUGUUUGGAAUUGCUGUCUGAUGCUGGUUUUCUUGAGUCUAAGCCUGCCAAAACUCCCCUGAGCAUGAAGACUUCAUUAUCCGCUUCAGAUGGUGUUCCUAUUCUAGAUGGUUCUGAUUUUCGUCAUCUCCUGGGGCAGUUUCAAUAUGUAACGACCACCACACCUGACAUCUGUUUCCCUGUUCAGCAACUCUGCCAAUUUCAGGGGGCCCCUACUACUUCUCAUUUGCAAGCUUUGCACAGGAUACUAAGGUAUUUGAAAGCUCAUCUGUCUCAAGGUUUAUGGUUCCCUUCCUCCAAUUCGACUCAUCUCACAGGCUAUUGUGACUCUGAUUGGGCGACUUGCCCUGACACAAGGCGCUUUGUUACAGGUUACUGUACCUUUCUUGGGAACUCAUUGAUCACUUGGAAGAGUAAGAAACAAUCUACUGUUUCUCGUUCCUCCUCUGAAGUAGAGUAUAGAGCUUUGGCUCAGCUCUCGUGUGAGGUUUAGUGGCUGAAGUCACUUAUGGGUUUCUAUGGUGUUGAGCAUCCAUCACCGAUUCGAAUCUACUGCGACAAUCAAUCUGCACUGCAUAUCGCAGAAAAAUCGAGUCUUUCACGAGCGCACAAAACAUAUCAAAGUCGAUUGCCAUGUAACUCGUGAAAGACUGAGGUAUGGUUUACUUUCUCUGCAUCGCAUCCAAUCAGAAGAACAACUCGCGGAUUUCUUCACAAAAGGGUUGUCUUCUGAUCGCUUUGACACUCUUCACACAAAGCUAGGAGUUCACAAUAUGUUCCUCCCAGCUUGAGGGGGCCUGUGAAGGAGUGAUGCUGUAGGCAGCCAUAGAUGGAGAGCUUGAAUGUUCAGGGUCAACUCAGACUUCCUUUCACCUGGGUUGAAGACGAAGAAGAGUCUGCAUAAUCUGGUGUCGCUUUCGUCUAAGUAGUAGACUCUACGAGAGGAGAACGAUGUAGCAUAGUGAACUAGAGAAUAAUAGAUAGUUAGCCACUUGGCGUUUUGUGAUUGGUUAGUUUAGCUACCGUUAGUAAACAGUACUCUACUUUAUCUUUGUUGUUUGAUAGUGGUAACUCACCCAGAGAACUUAUGUAUAUAUAGUUUUCAGAAAAUGGAAUGAAGCCGAUCGGCUAAUUCCCCAAUGUUGCCUCUCUUCUUCUUCUUCUUCUUCUUCUUCUUCUUCUUCUUCUUCUUCUUCUUCUUCUUCUUCUUCUUCUUCUUCUUCUUCUUCUUCGUUGAUUUACCCUAAUUCACUACUAGGGUUUCAAGAUUUCUCAAAAAGUAAUAACAUGAAAGGCAAUUGAGGGAUGCAGGGGGUUAAUUUGCGGUAGGAAGAAGACCGGGUGAGUGAGAGCUCAUCCCGCCGGUGAAAAGGGGAAAAAGGUUUUAGGGUUCCUGGAUCAGUAGGUUGUUAAGCAAGAGGCUCUGAUACCAUAUAAGAAUUUUAGGAAUAGUAACUUGUAUUAUUAUAAAACCACAAAAGAGUUUAUAUAGAUUACAAGACUUGCAUAAUAAGUAAGAGAACCACAAUACUAGAAGAACAAGGAUGUUUUCCCUUUUCAGCAGGCUCAGUUGCCUGUUGCUCAUUCUGAGCCUUUGCCUGCUACUUCCCCUGAUCCCAGUUCCUCCUCUCUUUUCCAUUCUCUUUUCUUUGACAACACACACCAGUCCCCAAUUCUUCCUUCUGACCAUAAUGUGGCUGACACUGUCGAUCCUGACUUCACACCUUCUGAUCACCAAGUUCAACCACUUCUCCUUCUCCUUCCAACCUUCCCAUUACUCUUCGCAAGCCUUACAGGGCUUUGCACAAACCUGCUUAUCUGUCUGAUUAUCAUGUCAGUCUUAUUUCUUCUACUCCCUCUUCUCAUGAUCCUAAACUUCUUUACUCUCUACGUGACUGCAUCACUUAUGAUCACCUUUCCCCUUCUCACAAACAUUUCUCCUUGUCCAUUACUGUUCUUCCUGAACCUCAAAGUUAUAAACAGGCAAAGCUCAUCCCUUGCUGGGACAAUGCCAUGAAUGAGGAAAUGGCAGCCUUCCAAACUAGGUUAACCCAGGGAACUAUCGCCUGUCUUGGUCGAAACUAGCUGUUUUUUAUUCAAUAUUAUUUUUAUUUCUAAUAAUUAAGAUGACAAAAUUACCCUUCCUACAAUCACUCAUAAGGCAAGAAAAUUUAAAUAAAAGGUAUUUUGAUGGAGAACCUCCAAUCGCAAUGGGUCGGGUUGGGUCGGGUUUUGCCAAACCCAAACUCAUGGGUUUAUCCGUGAAAAAAACUCGGGGUAAAAAUCAUUGGGUUUGAAAAACUCAAACCCAACCCAACCCGCUGGGUAUCCGCGGGUUCAUGGGUAUCCACGGGCUUUUGUCGUAAAAAAUUCACAAUAACAAG
Molecule: messenger RNA, 2714 nt
Organism: Linum trigynum
Lineage: Eukaryota; Viridiplantae; Streptophyta; Magnoliopsida; Malpighiales; Linaceae
Source: the annotation of a GenBank genome assembly